UUUCAUGUACAUAUUCAAUCCAGGCCGUUUUCUGCUCAGAAGCGCGGGCAAUUGCCCAACAGCGCUAAAGCGCCACUACGCUAAAAUUCCAGACAAUAUCAGAAAUGUUGUUUCCACUUUUCGUACUAAACAAGGACCUGUCAGCCUCAAGUCCUUAAUAGAGAACAAAAAAGUCAUCUUUGUUGGCGUUCCGGGUGCAUUCACUCCGGUGUGUACUAACCAAGUCUCCGAGUAUGCUGAAAAGCUGGGAGAAUUCAAGAAAAGGGGAAUUGAAUCAAUUUAUGUGGUUUCUGUCAAUGACCAUCACGUGAUGGAUGCAUGGAGAGAAAUGCUGAAAAUUGGCGAGGAAAUUACGUUUUUGGCAGACCACUCUGGCGAAUUCACCCGAGCAAUCAACCAAGAAAUUGACCUCUCCGCGGGAGGGUUGGGAAAGAGGUCUCAGCGCUAUUCCUUGGUCGUUGACGACGGAAGGGUGGUUCGUGAACACAUUGAGGUGUCUCCAGGGAAUAUCGAUGUCUCAAAUGCCAGCUUCGUAUUAGAAAAUUUAUGAAGCACUUCGCACUAACGCGGAACCCUUCUGGUUUCCUACUAUAACGGGUCAUUUAAGAACUUAACUGACAACGGCGACGAACUCUUCUAAUGGGUUCCUAAUAAUUUUUUUGCUAGGGAAUAGUGCAUGCAUUUCUUCCCGCGUUUAUUAUGCAUGAAGGUUUUUAUGUACGCAAUUGCAAAAAAAUAAUAGGGGGCUUCAUAAUGCGCGUUCUG
Messenger RNA from Schistocerca gregaria, 765 nucleotides. RefSeq lists its product as uncharacterized. Gene Ontology annotation, molecular function: thioredoxin peroxidase activity. Gene Ontology annotation, biological process: hydrogen peroxide catabolic process; cell redox homeostasis; cellular response to oxidative stress. Lineage: Eukaryota; Metazoa; Arthropoda; Insecta; Orthoptera; Acrididae. The record is from RefSeq and is a predicted model, not a curated record. The transcript is spliced from 5 exons. Gene Ontology annotation, cellular component: peroxisome; cytoplasm; mitochondrion. The coding region runs from base 5 to 550 and encodes 181 amino acids.